UCUUCUGUGGUGUUUUAUGUCACGGCAUGAAAAUACAACACACUCUUCCGGUCAUUGCUUUCUAAAUAAGACUCUAACGCUGCUGUUUAACAUGAGACAGCUUUUGAUUGGAAGAAAAACCGGAAGUAUCUGCUCCUGCUAACGAUGCUAGCCUGACUGUUAGCUUCACACAAACAUUAGCUGAUAGCUGUGAUCCGGACUCUUCAGCAGAUCCGGACCCGGUGCACCAUGAGCCGCAGACGGACUCAGAGUCUGUCUCCAGACUUGAUCCCGGAGCUGAACCCGGUCUUCAUGGAGCCUCCCGGGACAUCAAGCCGGACUGAUGCGGACUUUCUGGACCAGGAUCAGGACGAAGAGCUGCUGGUGUCGGUGAGCCACAUCACGGAGCACUUGGGCCGGAAGCUGACCGUGGUUCUGGACUCGGCUCUCAACGACAUCCGCGAUAUGGUCAGCGUCCGGAUCCGGGUCCUGAAGACCGAACUGCGGGAGAAGACCGAGGAGAUCCGGGUCCUGAAGGCACGGCUGGACCCGGAUCAGAGGGACCCGUUCUCUGCAGGAACCACACUGGAUCCUGGUCUGAAGAAGCUGGACUCUAACAAAGCCGGUCCCGUUGACCCACGCAGGACCAGGAUCCUGCAGUCCGGGGUGAAGAAGGAGAACAUCGACGCGAUCUGCGACCACUUGAUGAAGACCUCCAGGGGGGGGCAAGACCCGGACCAGGACCAGAACCCGGACCCGCAGUCACUCCACCUGUGGGCCGGACCCGGAUCUGGGCCCGGAGACUCGGAGUCAACCUCAGAGGACCUGUUCAGUCUGCUCCCCCCUGGAAGUAAGAGGGACUACGACUAUGACUGGACCCCCCCAACGGAACUCUCCGCACACCUGACAGGCCUGAAGGAGUCAGACUGUGAGAACCCCCCCCUCACAGAGACAGAGGAAGAGGAGGAGGAGGAGGAGGAGUCGACCAGAGGGGAGGAUCAGGACCCCCUGUCACAGGUCCAGGCCUCAGAGUUCUCCAUGGAGGAGCACGGAGAUCCUGGGGAGGGGGGGAGUCCUGAGGAGGGGGGAGAGCGAGCUGCAGGAGGUCAGUUCCCUUCUCUCUCCUUCUUCUGCUCUCUGUGUGGAACCUUCUGUCCAGACUCCGUGUACCUGGAGGAGCACAUCAAACUGAUACACCUUGACUCUGCUGACGCUAUGCAGGCAUUGCAGGCCACAGGCCCCGCCCCCCCUUCCACAGAGAGCGGAGCUGAGCUCAGGAAGGGCCGGGGGGUACAGGACGAGGCCAUAGCAGGGGAAGUGGCUCGGGGAGGGGCGGGGCCGGUUAAGAGAGAAGUGAAAACGGAUGGGGGUUACGAGUGUGCAGACUGUGGGCGGCGCUUUAACUACCUGGGGAACCUGCGGCAGCACCAGAGGAUCCACACUGGGGAGAAGCCCUUCAUGUGCCCGGAUUGCGGGGAGCGCUUCAGACAUGCCGCACGCCUCAAGAGCCAUCGCCUGGUGCACAGCGGAGCCCAAAGCCCCUUCCCCUGCCCCCAGUGCGGGAAGGGAUUCUCUGUGCUGUCCGGACUGAAAAGACACCAGAGGGUCCACACUGGGGAGAGUCCAUAUGCCUGCCCCCAGUGUGGACGCCGCUUCAAGGAGCUGGGAAAUCUGUACACCCACCAGAGGAUCCACAGUGGGGCAACGCCAUACUGCUGCCACACCUGUGGGCGGAGCUUCAGACACCUGGGGACCUACAAGAGCCACCGCUGCACCCCAAACCAGUGACCACCCCGACCAGUGAACAGCCUAAAACCAGGGACUGACGCCAACCAGUGACCAGCCAGAAACCAGUGACCAACUCCAACCAGUAACUAGCCCAAAACCAGUGACCGACCCCAACCAGUGACCAGCCUGAAAUCUGCCCCCCCCCCCCCAACCAUUCACAACCCCAAACCAGUGACCUUCCUGAAACCAGUGAUCACCAAAACCAGUGACCAAUCAAACCAAUCACUACCCUAAACCAGUGACCUUGUCUUACUGGUUUCUACAUAUGAUCCUGAGUUCAAACUAACGUGUGAAGAAUCUUUUUAAAAACAUUCAUGUCUUUAACAAACUGACAGAACACGCUGACUUCUGCCUUCUUCUUUGAGUUUGCCAUAAAAAAAAAAAACAAGUUCUAACAUGUGGCCAACAACUCCCAUGAUCCCGCACUACUUGACCUCAUGACAUCAUCAGACUGCUUUGUUGUUGUUAUAACGGUGAUGCCCCUAGUGGUAGAAAACCCACAGUGCUUUUAAUGAAUAAUUGUGUGUGAGGUUUAAGAACAUGAGCUGAAGUUUGAUCUCUCUGCGACUGGAGACACUCACGUGUGAGAAUCAAGCUUCCUCCCUGUGAUCACGGACCUUUUACAGAGCAGUGGGACACAGCGCCCUCAUGUGGACAGACUGUGUAACUACACCAGUGCUCACUGUGCUGCCUGUGUGCUACAGAACAGAAGAGUUUUUCUUUCUAACCUUGUUACGCAAUGUUACAGAUAUAUGUUGUUAUUUUAUACGUCUCUGUACUCUAAGCUGUCGUCAGUCGUGAUCAGAGCUGCUCUCACUGACAAUCUGCUGUCUAAUAAACAGACCUCACAUCAUCA
Molecule: messenger RNA, 2623 nt
Organism: Labrus mixtus (cuckoo wrasse)
Lineage: Eukaryota; Metazoa; Chordata; Actinopteri; Labriformes; Labridae
Gene: znf16l
Product: zinc finger protein 16 like
Exons: 3
Coding region: 229-1767 (512 amino acids)
Biological process (GO): regulation of transcription by RNA polymerase II
Cellular component (GO): nucleus
Molecular function (GO): DNA-binding transcription factor activity, RNA polymerase II-specific; RNA polymerase II transcription regulatory region sequence-specific DNA binding
Source: RefSeq, a predicted model, not a curated record